Messenger RNA from Cucurbita moschata (crookneck pumpkin), 839 nucleotides. RefSeq lists its product as uncharacterized. The transcript is spliced from 2 exons. The record is from RefSeq and is a predicted model, not a curated record. Bases 50 to 544 code for a protein of 164 amino acids. NCBI's taxonomy places the organism in Eukaryota, Viridiplantae, Streptophyta, Magnoliopsida, Cucurbitales, Cucurbitaceae.
GACCCCAUCAUUCUCAUCCCUUCCCCACACCUCAAACCCUCCAUCAUCAAUGGCUUCCUUCUCAAGAAUCCUCUCCCCAUUUUCACUGUUCCUUCUAAUUCUCGCCAUUUCCACCCAAACCCAUCUCUCCUUUUCAUCAAUAGACAAACCCCUCAACCCAACAGACAUCCACGAACUUCUACUCCGUUACGGUUUUCCCGCUGGUCUCUUACCCAACAAUGUCAAGUCCUACACACUCUCAGACGACGGCGCCUUCGAAAUCGAGCUCAAAGCCGAUUGCUAUGUCAUGUUCAGUGAGCUGGUUUAUUACGAAAAGAAAAUCACGGGGAAAUUGAGCUAUGGGUCUGUGACCGAUGUUUCUGGGAUUCAAGUUAAGAAGCUGUUCUUGUGGCUCUCUGUUUCUGGGUUCAAGUCUAAUCAAGGAUCUGGAACCAUCGUGUUCUUUGUCGGAUCCUUGUCUGAAACUUUUCCGGCAGAAAUGUUCCGGACGAUUCCUGGUUGUAGAAGGAAGGGUUGCCUAGGAGGAAGAACAGAAGCCAUGUGAGGUGGAAAUGAUAGCUUUCCGAGCAUGUUCAUCUUUGCUUCCACAACAUUAACAAAAUGUUUCUUUCAAUAAUAUUAUCCUUCUACUAUAUCAGAUUUCAUUAUCAAAUGAAAAUAAUAAAUUAUUAUCAAAUGAAAAUAAUGAAAAUUUAUGUACUUUCUACUUGGUGCAAGUGUCACGAUUAUAUUUGUUUAUGACGUGUUACCUACGGCUGCAUGCCCGUUAAAUGUCAAACCUCUUGCAUUGUAUCACUUUAUUGCCUUCUUUUAACGUUUUCAUGAUGUAUAGUUUACUU